Rotaria sordida is the source of this 1314-nucleotide messenger RNA. The record is from the annotation of a GenBank genome assembly. Lineage: Eukaryota; Metazoa; Rotifera; Eurotatoria; Philodinida; Philodinidae.
AUGGAGGAAGAAGUGCCGUUGAAAAUUAUCGAAUUAUCUGAUUUUCUUCGUUCACCAUCAUUACUUUCCCAAAGACUCGAAUUCAAACAAACAAAAACUGAAGAAUCAUCAUCUGAUCAACGACAAAAAAAUCGACAAGAAUCAGAUAGACUUAAAUUAAAAACUACACAAUCGAAUGUUGUUUUGUUAAGACAAAAGGCAAUAUCUACUGAUAAUCGUGAAGAUCAAGAAUAUUGCAAACAAAAGGAAUUAAUUAUACCUAAAGAUAUCAUUGUUUUUGCUGAUGAUGUAGAUCGAGAAAAAAUUGGUCUAUUUAAUAGAUCAAAAACUCAUUUUUCAAGACAUUUAUUAGUUACAUCGGGUGCUGCACUUCAAGCACUAAUACCUCCAUUAACUAAUGCUACAGAAUGGAUUGUUGUUUGUAAACUUAAAUAUUCUAAACUUUAUACAAAAGAAUUACCAACUGAAAGAAAUGUUAUUAUUUCAUUGAAUAUAAAACAUCCUUUCGUUCGCUAUGAAAUUCUUACUGCUUUUGAUUUAUUACAACAAUCAUUCAAUGAAAUAAAAUCAGCUUAUAUUAUGAUUGAUUUUUCUCAAAUAUUAAGUCGAUGGUUUAAAAAUUAUCUUCAACGUACUGAUCAAUAUCCAUCAUUAUCAAAUCGAAUAUUAUUUCGAUAUCAAAUUCGAGCAAGUAAAUGUUCAAUUACAUUAGGAAAACGACAAUUUCAUCAAGAUAAGAAUUAUUAUCGAUUUCGAAAUAAUCGUCAAAAAUUUCUUUAUAAAUCUAAUAUUCCAAUGCAAAUUUAUAUUAAUUUCAAUUCUUUACCAACAAUAGUUUAUUCAAUUCAAUUAAAUAAUAUAUUUAUCUAUUCAAUGAAUGAUGAAUAUAAACAAAUAUUAAAAGAUAUUGGUAAUGGAUUAUCAUUAGUUUCUGUACAGAGUCUUAAUCCUUGUGAAAUUAUAGAAGAAAAAGCAAAUAAUUGUAAUUCUCUUGUUCAAAAAGAGGAAAAUUUUUGUCAAGGAAAAAAUUCUGCUCAAGAAAAAAAUUCUGCUCGAGAAAAAAAUUCUGCUCAAGUAAAAGAAGAAAUAAAAUCUUGUUCUCCAUCAUCAUAUGAACUAAGUGAACAAGAAAAAAUUUUAUUUGAAAAACUUUGGGAUAAUCGAAUGCGAAUUCAAACGCAACAUCAACAAUUAAUGACAAGAGCAUCACGAUUAUUAUGUUUUUCAUCUAUUAAUAAUGAUUCAUUUUGUGGAAAAAAUACACAAUUAAAUCAUGAACCAAAUUUACAAAUAAUGAAAUCUAUUCAUUAUUGA